AUGAUGACCUUGGUAAAUCUAAAUAAAUUAGUGGAAACUCCAUUUAUGAUGGAAAUUAUAGUGUAAGUGUUGCCCAACAUAAUUCUUAAAGCAACUGAAAUUAUUAACAUUAAAUAAACCUUCUUGAAGAAUUUUUAAAAGAUAUUUAAAGAAUUCUUAAUAAGUAAAUACAGAAUUCAAAUGUAUAAAUCACAAUAGAAAAGGCAUUUUGAGUAGUCAAUAAAUGAAAUUAAUAAAGAAUCUGAAACAGAAAUUUAAGUUGAUUAAGAUGAAUUCUUGGAAGUUACCCAAAACGAUUUAUAUAUUUUGGAAGAAAAUUCUAUCCCUUAAUCAAUGUAAAAUUCUUAAGAAUCCGAGGGAAUGCAGACAUAUCUUUAAACAAUAUUUGAAACUAAACUGUUGCUACCAAAUUAGAUAUGCAUGAUCUAUUAGAAUACUCAAUUAGAUUUGCAAAAAUAAUGA
This is a messenger RNA of Paramecium pentaurelia, 462 nucleotides long. Lineage: Eukaryota; Ciliophora; Oligohymenophorea; Peniculida; Parameciidae. The record is from the annotation of a GenBank genome assembly.